UUACCCUUUUGGCUUCAAUUACUUUCUCCGUUCCUUCUGAAUCCAAAGAAGAAGAAUUUUACUGGUAUCAUGUCAUGUAUAUGAUUAAUAGCACUAAAAUUGCGGAUUUUGUCGUCCCCAAGGAUCAUAUGAAAAAAUAUG
Molecule: messenger RNA, 141 nt
Organism: Funneliformis mosseae
Lineage: Eukaryota; Fungi; Glomeromycota; Glomeromycetes; Glomerales; Glomeraceae
Source: the annotation of a GenBank genome assembly